UGAUUCAGUCAGCAGCAUGCGAGGGAAGCAGUUUUGUGCAGCGCUUCUGGUCACUGUCUACAUCACAGCAUUCGAAUGUAAACUCGAAAUUUUUGGACUCAAAAAAUACAACAUGGCAAAGUUUUUACAGACCAAACUUCCCAUAUGGACGUUCUUCACAACCAGUGGCGGCAAGGCGGAAUGUGAGGUACAAGUCGUGCAAACAAUUAACAAGAAGACAGUUGCCUUCAUGCAAUAUUUCUACAACGGUUCAAAAAAGGUGGCAAGCCCUAUGAUUGGCACGUUUGAUCAACGUCAUAAAAACCACAUGGCCGUUCGAACACCAGGUGGUUAUUAUUUGCAAGAAAAGAUUGUCUACGCAAGCCAUGCGUACUCUUGUGCAGUUAUUCAAGUGACGACGAAGUUCUGUGGUCACAAACACAUAUAUGACCUUCUCGUUUGGAACUCGUCAAUAAAAGCUGUGCCUGACCACAAGUGUAUCAAGCAAUACCGAAAACGAGAGAGCAAGGGAAGAAUGGUGUACCAUCCGUAUUGCCAAGACAUACUUAAAAACCGUGGUUACUUUCAGAAUCAGUCAACCUACGCAGAAAAGUGCCUCCGCUAGUUUAUGUAUACAAUUCAUUUUUGCUGUUAAGAGAUGUGCCACAGAAACAUUGCUACUGAUGAGAGUGAUAAGCAGAACUUACUUGUACUAUAUGUGUCAUGUUCAAUAUUCAGGGCUCAAUAUACGUAAUAAAAUAAGUAGAACUUGACGGGAAACCUAGUGUGGCAUUUUGACUUUGCCGAAAUUCGGUUAAUUCGGUUAUAGGGGUAGUUACUUACUGUGUAUGGUGAUUACACACAAUAAUAUUGUUAAAACCAAAUAACUGCUCAUGUGAACGCAACAGUGUUAAACCCAUCUACUAACUGGAAAUACUGUUUUAGGGUGCUUGGCUGCCAUCAAAAAAAAUUAUUUUUUGCGCGUAAAAAUUGGCCACGGCCAGAUUCGAGGAGUCAGUAGGUCCACUCAGAUUGACAAAUCGAAGCUCACUGUCUUUCCUUAGGUGCGUGGAGUGUCCCACAGAUUAAAAAAGGAGGCAGACAGGGCGCGAAUGUCAGUUGUCUUCUCGACUUCAAAAAAGCUGAAAGCCUCUGCAGAAGCUCAAUCAAGAUAAACCGUCCUAGAAAGCAUGCCAAAAGAAAUACCAGAGACCUGUUACUACUUGCAUCAAGAGAGUAGUUAAUCGCAUUCCUUCAAUCUGCAGCCGCUCCUACGCAAGACAAACUGUACGCUGCCUUAGUGAUAGCCUCAGAGGACAUGCCAGCAUUUUCGGGCAAAAGCAAGGCAGCAACAUGGCACUAAAAUGCAGAUUGCGUAAUCGCGCACCACAUUUCACUCACGUCACCGUCAUCAGAAAACAUUCAGAUGGGCGCACGAGCGAGCUCGUUGAAGCAUAAUUCACUAUUAUCAAGC
Molecule: messenger RNA, 1453 nt
Organism: Rhipicephalus microplus (southern cattle tick)
Lineage: Eukaryota; Metazoa; Arthropoda; Arachnida; Ixodida; Ixodidae
Source: RefSeq, a predicted model, not a curated record